AUGGCGACAGAACUCGAACAACUCUCUGCUUUCACCAUGAGUACCGGUGAUUCAGUCCAGAUUGUUGACACAGAUCAUGGAACCGAUUACCAAGAGAGAUUUCACAUUCCCCCAGACGGAAAUACAUCGAAAAAGGGAAAUUUGCCAGAUGCUGACUUUGUAUCAUUGGCAACCAUAAUCUCUUCACUUCACAGCAAAGGGCAGUUGAUGAAAUUCUCUGAUGAUAUCGACAAUCCUGCUGAGUGGAGGCUUGAACCGUUGGGCCGGGGCUCUGUUUUCUCGGCCUUUCAACAAGAGAUCAAGUACAAUAUACCAUCGGAUCUAAAGCGGGGAGCUUACCUCACGACUUCGAGGAAAAUUGUGAUUAAAAGAACAAAGCCACUCUUUAACAAUUUGGGACACCCAAGACGCACGGAAGAAGUCCAAAGUUUUAUCAAAGAACUCCGAAUCCUGUCUCACAAAUCGCUGAAGGAGAGCCCUUAUGUGAUCAGCCUCCUAGGAGUUGCCUGGCGCUGUGAGCAACUCUACCCUAACCCCGCCGUCCAGCCUCAACUGGUGUUAGAAGCUGCCAAUGGAACGCUUGAGGAUCUGCUUAGUCGCGCCAAUGAUCUCCCUUUCAAAACUCAGAUAAGUCUGGCGCGAGAUAUCACUCGCGGACUGAUCGCUGUUCAUGAUUGUCGCAUUAUCCACGGAGAUGUAAAGCCUGCCAAUAUUCUAGUAAUUGGAUCCACCUCGGCCAGAAUUGCCGACUUCAGUCAUUCUUGGACCGAUACCGGUGAACCAGUACGGAUUCACGUGGGCACCCGUGGAUUCAUGGCCCCGGAGAUGGAGCGAGGUGCAAUCAUUCGCAAUGCAAAAGCCACCGAUGUAUUCUCUAUGGGUGUUGUGCUGUGGCGAAUUUUUACAGCAAAUGAGGACUUCCCUCCCUCCUCAGCAAGGUAUACUGGAGAGCUAGAUCAUCGGGAUCAUCAGGAUGAUCUAGUUCUUGUGGCGGUACUGAGUAGGCUUGUGGAUCUACUUGAAGCAACUUCCAAUGAACCACGAUAUGAUGCAUUGAAGGGCAUGUUCUGUGCUAGCUUGUCCGAGUCCCCUGAGAAACGAAACCUUUCCACUGUGCACUCCGAAAUUUCUCGUCUGUCACCUGAGGGUCACAUCAUUGAACAGUCCGAAGAGGGGUCUUUAAGCCCUUCCUACGGUGACUUGCAAACUACUAACACCGUUCCCGAACUAGACUUGAAGGAAACCUUUUUCAAGCAAAUUUCUCAAACACCAGACGACCCACGACAGGCCCAAGCGUUUUAUGAGCUUGGGGUCUCAAGCGUCUCCCGCUUUGGAAACCCCAAUGAAAUGGUUCCUGAUCGAGCUCUUGAAUACUUCUUCGCGGCUGCCAAGCACGGAAAUAUGACGGCCAAGGGGUAUUUCAAACGACUAUUUGGUGCCCUCUCAGACGGACAGUCAACAGAUCACCACCUAAUUAUGAAGGACUAUAUCGAUACAUGGCUUUUAGAAGCUGCUGUUGCGGGUCACCAAACAGCUUUCGACGAUUACACAGCAGAAGGAACAGAUUCUUCGAAGAAAGCAAUGGUCAUUGAUCUUCAGGUAUCAGGCCUAUUUGAUAUUCAAGCCGAAUUGCCCGAUCUGGAUGAAUUUCGAAAAGAAGCGGAACUUUUCUCGCGUAGAAAAGCGCCACCAGUGCCGUACAACAGUACAGCUGUUCACUGGGCAGCGUACAAAGACCUCGAUGAACAUAUUCGAAUACUAGUAUCUGAUAUAGAAUUCGAUAUCAAUUUUCGAAAUGACCAUGGAGAGACUCCACUGAUGACGGCAUGCUCCAUGGGAAACCUUAAAGCCGCUUUGGCUCUGGUAGAAUGUGGAUGCGAGGUCAAUUAUACUAACAAUUACGGUGAGACUUGCCUCCAUUAUAUCUGGCGAUUUUGCGAUGAAGAUGCCAAGUGCCUAUUGCGGGUUUUGGUCAACAGCGGAAUCGAUUUUGAAAUCAUUGCUCCGAUGAAAAGAGUGCACUAUGAUGGGAAAACGGUCAACAGACCGACGCUGGAGACCAGUCCUUUGCCAGUUUUGCACGGCACAGCUAUUGAACGCGUGGCUGCUCGUGGAAGACUGGUGCUGCUAGAUGAGUUUCUGAGGCUCGGCCCUUCUAUCAAUCCUUCGAAUGGAAAUUUAGUUCGCCGGAUGAUUCUUUGGGCUUCAAAACUGAAUUUUCCCGAUAUUCGAGAGCUCCUAAUCCAGUACGGCGAGAGUCGACACACCAACGACGCAUGGAAAAAGGCUCCAAUGAAUCCUCGUCUUCCACCCAUUGAAAAAAGUUCUUGGGAGAACGGAGGAUUAAAGAAGGAUUAUAUGGGUGCCGUGGCUCAAGGAUGGCUGUCAAGUAAAGGACAGGGCUGGUCGACUCCAGAGUCUUUUUGGAGGUUAUGCUGCCAUGGACAGCGGUGGAAAAGCAAUCUUGAAGGCACCAUCAGAGAGAUUGUGAAAAACUCCGACGAAGCGAUUUGUCACUUUGAAGAACCUUUGCGCCAUGCAAUGAGCGACCGCCGCCCGGAAUUCUGCCUCGCUUUCUUGACAAUGUACAUCAAUGACCACGUUGCAUACCCUUUCCCUGGGCACGAUAACGGACAACAUACAUGUGAAUCUUAUCAAAACCCACAGAAGCACAUGUGCGGGUUUGACAUAAGCCCUCUGACACAGCGAGCCAGCCUGAUUGAUCGAAUCCUGUUCAAAAGCCCACAGAAGGACAGGUGCGGAUUUGAGAUAAUCCCUGUGACCCAAAAGGCCAGCCUAAUUGAUCGAAUCCUCUUCAACAAUGAUGGAACUUUACUACAACGUUCAAUCAUCGAUGGAGAUAGAAGGAUGUUUCAAAUCCUUGGUGAUCUACAGGCUAGUCUCAUACGGCCAUGGUCUGAAAUGAAACCUAGAGUGCAUGAAAAGACCCGAUACAAGACUAUCCGGGAGAUGGGCACAAGGAGGUAUCUCAAUUGUUAUUCUGUGCUUGCUAUUCACUCGAAAGAUAUAUGGUUCGCCUGUGAAUUUCAUCGGCGGGGGGUAUCUCAUGACCAUUUGUCUCCCCAAAUAUUUUCCGAUCUAUGGGGCCAAAGAAAGCAUUACUAUCCCGAGUACUGGCCACCUCUCUUGCAUGCUCUUGAUGAGGGAUUUUACCUCCUAGCAGCAUUCCUGUUAGCUCAUGGAGCAAGUUUCGAAGAGUCCGUCGGCCCUGGGGUAAAUGUCUUUGAUCGUGCCCUAUCACCAAUAGCAUUAUCUUCUGGCACAGCACAAUUCAUGUUCAAAUCUAAUGGUGAAUAUUUUGAGCCAAGUGGCAAGAAGUCCUCAAUUGACACAUAUUUGCUUCCUUCUCGUCUCUUCGAAGAGGGCAAUGGCUACCAUAUCCUUGCAAUCCUCGCUGCCAAAUGGGACCAGUCGGCCCCUGACACCAAGGAUAAGGUGUUUUCUCCCUUUCUUUCCUCUCCACGCUUACUAUUUCCAAAGUUCCAGUGGACCUUGCGUUAUCCUUGGGAUAGAGCAAAGGUGGUAGUCUAUCCUGCGUUCUUUUUGCUCAAACUUUUCACUUUGAUAUUGUCUGUUCAUUUCAAUAUCAUGUCCAGCGGCCAAAAUGCGCGUCCUCCCCCCCGCACCCUGAAAAAAAGGCCAACCCCGGAGGACUCAUCCAGCCUCGAAUCUUAUUCUACCUAUCACGAGAAUCUCCUCCCAGUCUUUUCAAAGGUCUGGGUUGAGAUGCUUAGUCUAUUCCCCGAUGCCCGAAUCACUAGCCAAUUCAAGUAUGGCAAUCCUCAUUGCGAAUCACAAUCGCUCCUAGCAUUUUCCAUCGCUGGUAAUGAGGGUCGCCAUGCCUGGUGGCAAUCGUGGCUUUGCGGGCAGGUACCAACGUGCCAUUUUGCCUCACAUAAAUCUCCUUCGGAUGAAAGGAUCAAGAUGAUUACUGAGACUCUUAAUCUCUACGAGCGUACUGUCGGCACUCACAAGCCCACACUGAGAGAUCUGUUCUUGUGGAAUGAGUAUAGUCUCUUACCUUCCGACCACGCACUUGCCAAACGUCUUCACAAGCUUGGCUUUCGGCACUCUGCCUUGUCCUUUAUAGAAGUACGGAUACUCGGACAAUUAUUUUUGUUCGCGAUACUCUUCAUGGGCUGCUUAGCUGUGAACCGCGGUGUGAGUCCCAAUUUCGACGAGGAGGGUAAACCCCACUGGGGGCUCGAAACCCAGUGGCUAUGGCUUGCAUACUUGGCAGGUGGUAUCCCACUCUACGCAUCUCUUCUUCUAUCUUUCUUCGAAAGACCAUACCUCUUUGAGAGAUUAGUUGUGGUUGGUCCAUUCUGGCCUUCCUCUGGUGUCUGA
Penicillium manginii is the source of this 4368-nucleotide messenger RNA. RefSeq lists its product as uncharacterized. The record is from RefSeq and is a predicted model, not a curated record. Gene Ontology annotation, biological process: protein phosphorylation. The transcript has 4 exons. NCBI's taxonomy places the organism in Eukaryota, Fungi, Ascomycota, Eurotiomycetes, Eurotiales, Aspergillaceae. The coding region runs from base 1 to 4368 and encodes 1455 amino acids. Gene Ontology annotation, molecular function: protein binding; ATP binding; protein kinase activity.